GCUUAAUCUCUUGGAAUUGUUAUUACUCAUAGAACCGAUUGACUCAUUAAACAAUCAGCCAGUGAACUUUGUUCUUGAAAAUUUUCGUGCAUUGUGAAGGUGUUUUUAAGGUACUAGGUCUAACAUAUUGCACAACUGAGUUUUUGUUCUUACAAGCCCCUUGGGCCCCUUGGCUUAGCUUGUUCAAGUUUUCCUGGCUUUCAUAAACACACCCCGCAUAUUGUCAUAUAAUUUGGCUGGUUUGGCUCAAUUUAACGCCACAGUGAUAGGGGAGCAUUGAGAAUAAACGACCCCCCAGAAAACGUUUUGAUCAUUUCCGGUAGCAAAAUCCAUCUUAAGGCAGCCCCUUGCUGCCCAUUGGCUUGCGGUGGAAGUUUAAGCCCGAACGGGGCGGAACAGUGUCUUGUGAGUGUGUGCAUUAGUCAGUGGAUUAAACGAUGACCAUGGACGACGGCACUCCAGUGACCACCGUUAUACUGCCCGUGCUGAUCCGCCACAUCCUUUCUCAGAUGGAGAAGCAGGAUAUGGGGGCGGCUCAGACGCUGAGGGCCGCCUUCGCCAAGGCGGAAAGCUCCCAUCCAGGCCUGUCCCUAGACUUCGUGAUGGGGAUGCUGAAGCAGGCGGAUCUGGCCGUUAAUAUGAACGAAAGCAUUCUGAGACUGCAGGGCUCGGUGGCCGAUACCGACGAGUACAAGCUGAACCGCUCAGAAGACUCCUUUCAAGAGUUGAACCGGAAGUCUGCCUCGCUAAAGAAGAUCCUCAGCCGCAUCCCCGACGAAAUAUCCGACCGCAAAAAGUUCCUGGAAACCAUCAAGGAAAUCGCCAGCGCCAUCAAGAAGCUUCUGGACGCCGUUAAUGAGGCCUGCGUCUAUAUACCGGGCACCACUGGCAAGCAGGCGCUGGAUCAGAAGAAGCGCGAGUUUGUCAAGUACUCGAAACGUUUCAGCAACACUCUGAAGGACUACUUCAAGGAGGGCAACGCCAACUCGGUAUUUGUCAGCGCGCUGUUUCUGAUCCACCAGACUAACAUGAUUAUCACCACCGUUAAAAACAAAUGCGAGUAGAUUUUUGGAGGCUGUACAAAACUGGUGUGGCUAGCCGGUGGCUGACGGAGCUGACUCACGGGCAACUAGGACUGGAUUAUUCACAACGCUGCUGUUUUUCCUUUUAUAAGUACCAACUGUUUAUAUCUAAUUUAUUUCUUUGUUCUGCAAUAAAUUAUUUAAGUCCC
Dendroctonus ponderosae (mountain pine beetle) is the source of this 1231-nucleotide messenger RNA. RefSeq names its product programmed cell death protein 10-like (gene Ccm3). The transcript has 2 exons. NCBI's taxonomy places the organism in Eukaryota, Metazoa, Arthropoda, Insecta, Coleoptera, Curculionidae. Gene Ontology annotation, cellular component: Golgi apparatus; FAR/SIP/STRIPAK complex. Gene Ontology annotation, biological process: regulation of Golgi organization; positive regulation of MAP kinase activity. The record is from RefSeq and is a predicted model, not a curated record. Gene Ontology annotation, molecular function: protein kinase binding. Bases 438 to 1064 code for a protein of 208 amino acids.